Messenger RNA from Exophiala bonariae, 648 nucleotides. RefSeq lists its product as uncharacterized. The transcript is spliced from 2 exons. Lineage: Eukaryota; Fungi; Ascomycota; Eurotiomycetes; Chaetothyriales; Herpotrichiellaceae. Bases 1 to 648 code for a protein of 215 amino acids. The record is from RefSeq and is a predicted model, not a curated record.
AUGAGCAGCUUUAUCAACUCGAAGAUCGUGACCGUCCUUGUGGGUCCAGAUGAGGUCGAGUAUUACUUCCAUAAAGACAUACUGGUCGACUCGUGCCCAUUCUUCGCAAAGUGUCUCUCAGUGAAUAUGGAAGAACAUCUAGCGAACAUCGUCAGAAUGCCGGAAGAUACAACCCGCGCCUUUCACCUCCUCACCUUGCACCUCUACGGAAAAACAAUUCCCGCUCUCACUCACAUGUUGAAUGUCCUCGACAACAUCGAGGCCUGGAUUCUUGCGGAUAAGCUAUGCAUGCCUCACUUCCAGGAUAUCCUCAUGGCCAGAAUGAUGAGAUAUACCGAGUACAAUUACAUUUUCCCGGGCUACCUUGCCGACCCCAGUAUCGUACUCAACCCGGACUCCAUUCUCGGCAAAUUUCUGCGAGAUCAAGUUAUCCACGAUAUGGCCAGAGCGGCUGGAACCCUAUCGGGAGCAGUAUAUUCGGGAAUGAGCGAAGAAACUUGGGAUGGUUUGCUCGGUAACGGUGUCGUCGAUAGCAGGAUGAUUCUAGAUCUGGUCACUGCUGCCAAAAGCACUCCUGUCAAUCCAUCGAAGCAAGGUUGCAAAUACCAUGUCCAUGGAACCACCGGGGUGUGCAUGGUCCCAAAUUAA